GAUAUCCAGCAAACGCGGCGUGUUUGUUGACAUCUGGCGCAGGUGUGCGGCGCCGCCACAAAGGACCUCCACACUUCCGGCCCUUUAUGGUGUUCCUUCCCCGCGUGGCGUUAUUGCUGGCUGGUGAACACUUCUACGCCAGGUAGAAGAAAUCCCACCAUGGAUGAUGAAUGCCUUUCUCUGACUUGGAAUAAUCAUGGUGCUACAUACAGGCAGACACUCAACACCCUAAGGAAGGAGAAUACCCUGACGGACAUAACUCUUGCUUGUGAUGGCCAGAAGUUUUCCGCACACAAAUUAGUGUUGGUGACUUGUAGUGACUACUUCAGAACUAUCUUGGGGGACCUACCAUGCCACCACCCAAUAGUGUACAUGAGGGGUGUCACUGCCCAGGAGAUGCAAGCACUUAUAGACUUCAUGUACACAGGCCAGACAGACAUACCCCAGAAGGAAGUGCCAACUCUGCUUUCCACUGCAGAAGCAUUGCAAAUUAAAGGUCUUGGUGUUUUUAAUGGCAGUGAGAAUCAAGACAGUGGAAGCAAAACUCAAAGAGAACGUGGGAAUGAAAAUAAGAGAAAGAGAAGUGAUCUUUCUUCAUCCGUUAAUGGUUUGAAUGAAGAAAGUGGCAGAAGCAGUACUGCCAAAACUCUAUCAAGGGAAGACCAUUUUCUGGAGAAUCUUUACAGCCAUCACUAUGCAUUCCUCUCCUCGCCAAAACAAAGAAAACUGGACGACAAGACUCCAUCAAAGAUUCCUGACUUCAUCAGUGGUUCUCACACAUCUACCCUGGAAAACUCACCCCAGAAAGAAUCUUCUUCAUGUACGGGUGGUGGUGAUUCCAGCCAAAAUGUUUCCACCUCACUAUCUCCAGGAAUUCUCAACAACCUUCUACAUCAUCGCAAGCCAGAAUCAUCCAGGUCUUCUCUACCCAGGCCACCCUCACCCCUACCCCAGUCCCCACAAGACAGAAUUACCAGUGAAACAGGCUCAUCCCACACUUCAGAUAUUGCCAAAGAAAGUCUUGUUGAGAAGGAUUCCAGUCAUACUUCCUCCAGCCAUCCACCACAGCCUAACCCGAGACUAGAGGCCAAGGCAGCUUCUCCUCGUGCACUGAAUUAUUCACUUGCUGGUCUUGGAGGCAGCAAAGACAGCCUUGGUCUGGGGUUACACGGCCAUCCCUCUGAAGAAUCAAGUAGUGGUCAUGGCGACACUCCUGAAAAUCUGAUCAAAACAGAAAUAAAGGAAGAAGCUCUUGACUUUAGCAGCUCAACAAUGUCGGAGAAUCACCACAGUGACUCCUCAAGCUCAGCCCUCAGUACAAACAACAUUGGGGAGGAAACACGGAUGUACUUGGAUGCUUUUGCGCGAAGUGCAAACCUUUCUUGGCAGCAGAAUACCGAGGAGGCUGUGGAAUCAUCUGCAGGUGAUGGACGGCCAUUUGUGUGUCCAAUAUGCAAUAAAUGCUUUGCCAAGGCUGCCAUUCUGAAGCGUCACCAUCUGGCACACUUCCGGCCGUAUGUCUGUCACCUGUGCCCACGCUCCUUCACCAGGAGAGAGGUAUUGGCAGAGCACAUGCUGGAGCACACGGGAGCUGACCUGCGAAUGCCAUGCCCCGUGUGCGGCAUGACCAUCAAACGGAAACGCAACCUACAGGCUCACAUCAAAGUCAAGCAUCCUGAUUAUUACCAGCAGAAAAGUGCAAAAAGAGAAGCAAUGUGUUAACAGACAUCCAGCAGUGCAGGUGUCCAUUGCUCAUUGGCUUGACACAAGGAGGCCUAUUCCCUUUUGAUCUAAGACUGUCAAGGAACAUUAAUGAAAGAUUCCUUAAAUUGGUCUCUAGUCAUGUAAUGAUUAGAUACUGAACUGAUGCUUCCGUAACUCAGGUUACUCAAGUGUGAACUUUUGCAUUCUACUUUCAGAAUCUUCCUAAAGGUUAUCCACAAAGUUGAUAUUUUUAUAACAAAAAUAGACUUUGUAAACAUAGUUUAAAAUGAAAAAUAUUAGGUCUAAUUGGAAAGCAUUUCUUAUAUAUCCAACAUGCUUGUUUUCAUAAAUUUUCUAUUGGAAGCACCUAAAUUAUUCCAAAUCUUAUUUCAUCAACAAUAAUUUAUCUACAUUACUGUAUUGCAGCAUUCCUGUUGUUACUUGGUUGUAACAAGCACAUUGUACUCUAGUUAGAAUUAUUGUUGGUUGUACAUUACAUGUAGAAGUGUGCAGUUUUUUUUAUUUUUAAAAUUUUUCUUUCAUUUCUCUUUUCCCCCAUCACAAGUGAGUCAUGUAUGAUUUAUAAUGGCAUGCACCGUUCUCAUGGUCUUUUAUUUUUGUGCAGACAUUGAAGUGGUACAUUACACUGAAAAAAACUUAUUUUGUUGAAUGAGAAUAUAUGGCUUCCAAGUAAUUGAAAACCAAGUAAUAUUUGUUAGAUUUUUCUGGUGAAUAUUAUGUGUUCCAUGAACUAUUUAUUUAUGAAUCAGUAUUAGCCUGAACAUUUUUAAUAUUUAUUCGUAUGAUAUUCAAUAUUAAUGUUAGUGAUGUGCAUUCCAGUGCAUUAGCUUUGUAGCCUACUGAGUGUGGAAGUGAAGGGACUCAUUCACCAGCUGUUUGACUGUUCAUCCGUCCAGAAGGUACAAACACAUUACAUUAUUCACUCACCAACUUGACGUCAUUACAAAUUUUUAUACUAUACCUACAAUAUUGAAAUAUCUACCUACAUGCUUUACUCUACAUAUAUCCAUGCAAUUUAUUUAAGUCAUAACUGAAAAAAUUGUAGCAGAUGAUUAUAUUUAUGAACCUCCACCCAUCAGACUCACCAUAGAGUUAGAAAUUGAAGUGGCACAGUCUUUUGUAGUAGAUUUGGAUUUGCUCUUAACCAUAAUUUUUAUUGCUCUUUGUUCCUUAGGCCAUUGUUGAGGUUGGUUUACAUGAUAGUGUUGGCGUCUCUCAUUGUUCAUCUCAUUCCACCUGACUGACAGCUUUGUGGGUGCAUCAUUCUUGUUCCAGUCACACAUUCACAAAAAACUGUGUAUUGAGAAGCAGAAAACGAUAAUACUGGUGAUGUACUUAGAUUUGAGCUGUUACUUUUACUUUAAUGAGAAACUGGUUGCAUAUGUCCAAUGAUGAGGCUGAUUCUCCUGAGUUAUAAUUUGAAUGAUGGUUUAGUUUCAUUGUAAUGUUGAUGAGUGCUGUGCUGAUCCCUGAGACAACAUCAUGACCCACUCCACUGCCAGCCUUAGCGGUUCAGGGUGGCUGCUGCCUCACCCUCACCGUGCUAAAUACAGCCAAGCAUCACAUACCAUAUUACAGGUUGCUAAUCUCAUAGGAGUUGUAAAAUCUAGGAAUUGCUAAAGUCAAUCAGUUUUCAGUUACUGAAAUUAUUUAUCAUUAACUAAAGUUUUCAUCCCACAGUAAUACAGAAGCAGUAAAAUAAUUUUCAUAAUUGAAUCAUUCGAUAUUAAAAUAGUAUUACAUUCAGUUGUGAGUUUUUUACAGCUGAUCUGUACAACUUUCCGUUUGUUGUGUGUGUGUGUGUGUGUGUGUGUGUGUGUGUGUGUGUGUGUGUGUGUGUGUGUGUGUGUGUGUUUUCCAGACUGAAAAAUCCAAAAACUGAAACACUUCCUGUAUCAAAUGUUCCAGAUAAGAGACUCAACCUGUACUUAUAAUAUUAUGUGUGGAGACCCAUUGGCGUAUGUCACUAACUUUCCGAGAACAAAGGCAAAGGAGACAUUCUGGGGCUGCCACAUGUGUGCCUGCUGGCAUCCUGUCGCCUCCUUUGUGUUAUUGUGUUCUUAUUUUGUUGGGCUGAGUUGAGUUUCUUAGAGCAGAGACAUUCAUAUAAACUGGCCUUGAUAUUGACACUUGGUACUUAACGUAGCAAUUGUUGUGAUGAAAGACAUAGCCAUUCUCCUUCCUCUUACUAAAAGACCAACUCUAGGAUAAGAUGUGACUGAAACUGUUUUUAAGAUAAUGUUAAGAAUAUAUUUUUAUGAUACAUAAAAUUGUUAGGGGCAAUUUAAUCAUGAGUGACCAGUUUGUUCACCAGUUUGGUAUUAAUACUAUUUUUGGGAUUUAUGUGUUCAAUAUAAGAAGUCUAUGAAGCAUGAUGUUGACAACCUUCAUUUUGGGUCAUUUUCCUGUUAACUUGUUUUACAUCAUUUUAUAUUGAACACUUAAAAAAAAAAAACAUGAUGUAUGUUUCUCUUCAUUAUUUUCAGGGAGAAUUCUCCGGCAUUUUCUUGAAACUUAUAUAUAUGAAAUAUUAUGAAUUAUUUUUAAUUCUACUUCAGAGUACAAUAGCUCAUGUAGCUGAGUGGCUGUUGUGCACCCAAACCUUAUUAUUUGUGAGUCUUGAAGACUUGUAAUAGCAUUACCCAUUUUCUUAUUGUGUUGAUGUAGAUGGUGGUUCCCAUGGCAUGGAUCCUUUGUGUGGAAACAUCACACAUUCCUUUCAAAAGUCAUCCUUUCUCUUUUCAAUGACACUUUGUAAAACAAUCUUUAUUUUUACUCUAGAAUUGUCUCCAUUUCUCCUUCAUUAUAGUUUUACAUGAAAAGUGUGAAACCUUUUACAUUUUUAAACAAUAUUCUAACCAUCCUUGGAAUUUCUCUAAUGUUACUAAGAGUGAGAAAGCAAUAGGAUGAAGGUCUCAUGAUUUGUAUCUAUUGUGAUCUUAUUCUUGUUCACCUCAGUGUAAAGUUUUUUGAUCUGGACACUCUCUCUCUCUCUCUCUCUCUCUCUCUCUCUCUCUCUCUCUCUCUCUCUCUCUCUCUCUCUCUCUCUCUCUCUCUCUCUCUCUCUCUCUCUCUCUCUCUCUGAUUUGUUCACUGAUGAAAGUUGGACCAUUUGUUACUCAUCAUACUGCAGUCUUCCUGUCAGCCUUGCUAGAUAAUAGAUGGUGCUGUGCACUUCCUGUACCUAUUAUUAUAGUCUUCCUCUUCAUCUGUGUUUUUCCAUAAGAGUAAUAUUAUACAACCUCAGUAUGAUUAAUGAAAAUUACCCACCAACUGGUUAAUUUUUUUUUUUUUUAUAUACAAUUGACUAUAUUUUAGCAGUAGUCCUUCAUCAUGGCCAUAGGGACAAUGAAUAUUCUCAUGAUGCUUCUUAUUCUUUGAACAUGGCCAAGGUUUUCUUGACUUUACUAGGCACAGGUAGAAACAUUUGUGGUUUGAGUUAGUUGGUGAUAUGAAUUUUUAAAUCAUGUUAUUGCAGUAUCAUGCACUAUCUGUUGACUCCUUGUCUCUCAUCUCUGACCUAUUUUAUUUGUUGUGGUAUUGUGACAGUAUACCAGUGACUCCAGAAUCAUGACCAAAACUUACAUUGUGUGUACUUGCCUCUCUUAUUCAGGAGUGGUGGUGCAAGUGUCUUUCCUUGGAUGUAAUUAGGUCUUCCAGUACUUUCCAUUCAUGGUAGUGUAUUAUUAGAAACUAUUUUCAUAUUUCAUCUCAUAAUGUUGUCAUAAAUAUCUGCUACUUUCAAUAUUUCUGGAAUAGCCAAGAAACAACCUGAACUUCCACCCAUCUGUUGAAAUACUAUUUUUCCUGUGUUAGCAAUGCAUGUAAUGUGAUACUAAAAAAUACAAAGGUUUGGGUGUGAGAUACCUCUUGAGUUAAACAAGGUGUAAAGUUUGCAUUUUUGCUCAACCACUUUUAUUUAUAAAAUGAUAUGGGCAAUUGUUUGUGUAGGAGGCGAGGUGAACAGGGUAUUAGUAGCCUCUCCGGCCUGUGAGUGUAGAUGGCAGGUGGUUGCCCUUGAGUGUGUGAUCUCAUAAGUUCAUUUGUUAAUGUUAAAAGACCUAGUGGUGCAUUACCAAGUAAUGAUCUGUCCACCCACUUUGGAAAGAACAUUCCGACUUUUUACUGCAUCAUUAGGUUAUCUUAGGAGUUGUAUGUAUUGCUCAAUAAUGGCAUAGAUUAAAAACUAUUUUCAUAUUUGUAACUUAUUAAAUAGCUUCAGUUUGUAAAAAAAGUGUAUAUUAUAAAAGUAAAUAAAAAUAUACAAAAAUCCUGUUGUGGUAGCAAAAA
This is a messenger RNA of Portunus trituberculatus (swimming crab), 6015 nucleotides long. Its product is annotated as protein abrupt-like. Gene Ontology annotation, cellular component: nucleus. Gene Ontology annotation, biological process: regulation of transcription by RNA polymerase II. Lineage: Eukaryota; Metazoa; Arthropoda; Malacostraca; Decapoda; Portunidae. Gene Ontology annotation, molecular function: protein binding. The coding region runs from base 160 to 1722 and encodes 520 amino acids. The transcript is spliced from 5 exons. The record is from RefSeq and is a predicted model, not a curated record.